This is a messenger RNA of Neocloeon triangulifer, 2915 nucleotides long. It is a transcript of the gene Aasdh, whose product is annotated as beta-alanine-activating enzyme. NCBI's taxonomy places the organism in Eukaryota, Metazoa, Arthropoda, Insecta, Ephemeroptera, Baetidae. The record is from RefSeq and is a predicted model, not a curated record. Gene Ontology annotation, molecular function: protein binding. The coding region runs from base 1 to 2901 and encodes 966 amino acids. The transcript has 12 exons. Gene Ontology annotation, biological process: amino acid activation for nonribosomal peptide biosynthetic process.
AUGUCAAAAAAUACACAACAACCGGUUAACAGUAAUCGAGUAUUGAAAAUUGGCUGUCGACUGAAAGUCACAAAAUACAUACAUAUUUUAAGGUUGUUGAAGGAGAGCUUCGUCCAGCAAAAUUCCUUUUUGGCCUUUUUAUUGGCUGAUUCUGCUCACUUCUGUGCUCCUGCCAUAAUCUUGGGAAUCUUGAAACAAGGCUGCGCAUUUGUGCCGUUGCUAGACUUCAAUGCUAAAAUUUCCGAGAGCUUGCAAAUUGAGUGGAUCAUCACUGGGCAUGUCCCCCCUGAAAAUUAUUCAAAACUUCAGGAGUUCAAAAUUUUUGGAAUCACCUUAUGGUUGUGCCGAACAUCAUUUACAAGCAAACCCUCAACCAGAAAAUUUGCUUAUGCCAUGACGACGUCUGGAUCGACAGGGGAUGAAAAGAUAGUUCAAGUGCCUCACAAAGCAAUAGUCCCAAACAUAAUAUAUUUUGAGAGUAAAUUUUUGGUUAAUUCUACUGACAUUUUCUUUAAUUCGGCACCUCAGACAUUUGACCCUUUUGUUGUGGAACUUUUCACAACAUUGUACUCCGGAGCAGCUCUUCUGAUGGUUCCUCCAUCUCUUAAGUCAAGACCAAAUUUAUUGUUCAAAGCUAUCUCAAAAAAUCCUGAGCCAACCAUCAUUCAAGCAACACCAUCUUUGAUCCGAAGUUUAGGAAUUGAAAGAAUUAAAUUUAUUCUUGGUGAUACAAGUCAACUCAGAAUCUUGGCGUUUGGUGGUGAAGCGCCUCCGUCAAAAUCUCAGCUCAGAGAGUGGAAACAUAAAAAUAACAAAACUCGUCUUUUCAAUGUUUACGGCGUAACUGAAGUCUCAUGCUGGUCAUCAUGUGAAGAAGUUAAUGCUUGGAGUGAAGACGAAGUUACUCUAGGAGAGGCCUUGCCCUUCAAUGAGUUUGAAGUUCGUUUGCUGGAAGAAGAGGGCAGCCAGGAGGAAGGCGCAGGACAAUUAUUUAUAACAACCAGAGACAAAAUGUGUACAAUUGAUGAGGAAUGUAUGGAGAACAAGUGGCAUGCAACUGGAGACGUGGUCAAAGUUCUUCAUAAUGGAAAAAUUCAAUAUCUCGGAAGGCUACAAGAGACAAAAACAGUGAAGAAAAUGGGCCAAAAAGUGAGUCUUUGUGACAUAGAAAGAGAGGCACUGAGACUACCUUUUGUGGAAAAUUGUGUCGCAGAAAAGAACUUCUCAGAUGUUUUGAAAAUAGUGCUCUUUAUCGUUCGAAGCCGUAAUUGUAAAAUAUCAAAACGCAACCUGCAAUUGGAAGUCUUGGCACAUCUCCAUGCAAACUUGCCGUCAAUAUCAGUUCCCGACGUGAUCUUUGUGAUGAACAAUUUUCCGCUGUCAAGAAACUCAAAAAUCGAUCUAAGGAAACUCGCGUGCAGGGCUAGACGACAGCUGAAAAGGUCAAUUCUGUUUGAUGAAAUUCAAGGAGAAGAGGAAUUAAAACAAACUGUGAGAGAGGCAUGGAUUUUAUCAUUGGGAUUGCAUACUGAGUCGGAAAUCUCUGACGAGUCUCUUUUCAUUACAAGUGGAGGCGACUCUGUCAAGGCUCUUCUCUUUUAUGGGCAGUUGUUGACCAAGCUAGGAAUUGAAAGUGACCGGCCCCAAUUACUUACAACCAUACUUGAAUGCAGUUUCAGUAAAAUUUUUGACUGUUUCAAAGAUUUACUGAAGUCUAGAGGAAUUGAAGAAGAAGCUAUCCAAAAAAACUCCAAAGUCACAAAGGCUGCCAAAGAAUUUCCAGGAACCAAGGACCUUACAGCAAUUCCAGAUCUGCAAAUUGCAUUUAUGUUGUGCAAAGGACAGAGUAGCCACUUAAUCCCUGACUCGUACAACACUUACUCAAAAACUGAAUUGAAUGGAGCUUCUUUCCUUGACUUUAAAGAGCAGUGGAAAGUUGAUUUUAUGAAGUGUGUUGACGCAUCCCCACUCAUUGUGGGAUUUACAAGCGGACAGACAGUUGCCUUUGUAGGAUCUCACUCUGGUAAAUUUGCCUGCGUUGAUGUGCACACCGGACUAGAGUUAUGGUUCCUGCAACUUCCAGAUAGAAUUGAAGCAACUGCUUCUAUAAGUCAAUGUGGAGCUCGAAUUUUUGUUGGGUGCUACGAUGGAUCACUUUAUUGUAUUGAAAGUCAAAGUGGAACUCUUGGUUGGAAAUUUGAAACUGGUGGUAUGAUAAAAAGUUCGGCUGUCACUUAUGAGGAUUUUGUUUUAAUCGGAUCAUAUGAUCAGAUAUUAUACUUUAUCAAGCAAAAGGACGGAGCUUGUGAAUGGAAGUACAAUUUGAGACGAGGUUCAAUUUUUGCUACACCUUGUCUGGUGGAAAACUUGGCCAUAGUAGCCACCUUAGGAGGUCAUCUAGUUGCAGUAAGUUUGGAGAACAAGAGAGAAAUAUGGUCUUUAAACCAAGGAAAGCCAUUCUUUGCAUCUCCCAUGUUACUGAAUAGCGAUACCGUAGUGACUGGGAAUGUCGGAGGAUUAAUCAGUUUUCUCCAACCUGCAAGUGGCUACACCAAGUACAGUCUGCAGACGUCAGGUGAUUUAUUUGCUUCAUUUACAACAUUCAAAUCAAAUUUGAUUUACACCAACAAGACAAAGAUUUGCUGUUUUGACUUUUGCCAGUUUACAUGUAUGUGGGAGUUUGAAUCAGGCACUCGUAUUACAAGUACCCCUUUUGUGCAGCAAAAGUUUUUGAUUUUAACAUGUUCAAAUGUGAUUUGCCUCAUUGAUAUAGUGGAUCGAAUGAUUGUUUGGAGACGAGAACUGGCAAAAGAAAUAUUUUCAAGUCCAAUUUUGUGCAAAGCGAGCAUAGUUUUUGGGUGCAGAGAUAAUUUCUUAUAUUGCUACAAAAAUAUUAUUUAAAUAAAACGAAAUUU